Messenger RNA from Sporisorium graminicola, 2358 nucleotides. RefSeq lists its product as uncharacterized. The record is from RefSeq and is a predicted model, not a curated record. Bases 1 to 2358 code for a protein of 785 amino acids. Lineage: Eukaryota; Fungi; Basidiomycota; Ustilaginomycetes; Ustilaginales; Ustilaginaceae. The transcript has a single exon.
AUGGCCAGUAUCUUUUCCAGUUGGAUCGGCUCCAACAGACUCAACAACGCCGAUGUCGAACAAGGCCCCAGCGAUCCUGUAAGAGCACGAGCCUUGAGUUCCGGCUCCAACCCCAUGGCGCCCAUCGAUCGCGCCACUUCCAUGACGCCAAAGGCUCCCUUCCAGUUCAGCUCGCAAGUCGACCCCACCUUGGUCAUGGCCCGCGACCAUCACCGCGAGGCUUCCGAGGCCACACUCAACGGCCGUGCCAGCCAAAUCGGCGAAGAAGAGCAUGCUCACCACAAAGUACCACUACUCAAACCAAGCGCCAGCAGGCCAACCUCGGUGACCAACUCGCCCGUCCUCAGCCACGACCAACUCACCACGUUCAGCUCCACCUUGGGCGGCGUCGACAGCGAAGCUGCUUGGAGCGGCACCCCGUCCUCCGAAGCCGCACGCAGCUCAGUGCCAAGACGACGCAAGAAGAUCGCGCCUCCGGAGCUGCUCGUCAUUGUCAAGCCUCCACCGGGCAAGCAGGCCAAUCCGCUCAACCUUCAGAUUCAGCUGGUCAUGCCACAACAGCUCCAGUCUCGUCGUGAUGGUUCUCAACGCCGUUCAUCUAUGGACUCGUCUCAUUCACCGGCCGAUCUCGCUCCGGCACAAGGUCACGAUCUGCGCAGGAGGGGCUCGAUCGCCUCGAACCGCUCAGCUGGCUCUGAAGUCUCGAAUUCCGGCUCGAUUGCGUCUACAAGCUCAGGCCGCCGCGUCACACCUCUGUACAACCUCAACUUCCACCACAUCUUGUCCACCACCGUCAGCGAUGCAGGCACCGAUCAAAAAGUGGCCAAGUACAUCAAAAAGGGCAUCGAGCUCGAUGGAUUCGGUAUCCUCGAGCCCGCCGAGCUCAUCAUCGGUGUCAAUGAUCUGGCAACUCUUCAAAAGAUGGCUGCAGCCGAAACUGGUUCUUCCACCGUGCAAGCUGGAAAUGCAACCAACAUCUCGCCCAGAAGCGAGACGAUUUCGUCGGGUGGUGCCGCCGACGACCGUUCUGCCUUCUCGGCGCCUGCGCGCGAUGCAACCAGCUCGACCGCCGCCUCUUCGACCACACAUCCACCCACUUCGUUUGAAGCCAUGACGCCGGAAGCUCGCGGUGUCGAGGCCAACCUAGGAGGAAAGUUGUUGGGCAAGUUCAAGCGCUUCUCGCUCGGCGUGCGCCCCAGCACCAUUGCGGGAGCUGGCAGUUUGUUCGAACGCGAGGGGGCAUCCACGCAGGACCGCACCAGGACCACGGCUCCGUCAGCGGCCACGUCCAGUCUCUUUCCGAACCGGGGUCUGGGCGGCGGCAGCAGCAGCGGCGAGACGCCACAAAUGCAACCGGGCGCAGGUCUGGCCGACGGCAAAAAGACCGAAGGAUACGUUUGGACCGUUCGAAAGUGGCAUCGCAGGCCGCACGACAGCGCGUCCGCCAGGCCGCCAUCGAGCCUGGCACCUCCGUCGCAGGAUGCAGCGGGCAGCAAUCCGGUUCUGACAAGCGUGUGGACGCGCUUCAACAUGGUCAACCGCACCGGUGGCAACGAGCCACAUCCACCGCCUUCGCAGAUUCCUGUGCGCUUUGAGUGGUCGCGCAACUCGAAGAAGGUGUCAAGCCGUCAACGGGCGCAAGACGCUCAGGCGAGGCUUCGAGCCAGCAUGUCGCUCAACGCUUCUGCCACCAGCAUCGACCGUCAGCACACUACUGGAGGAGCAGGGGGCAUGGAAGCGAGCCGAAGCAAUGCGUCUCUGAACCGACAGUCUCAUCUGGCGACUACCUCGUCGUCGGCACACUCGCUCGGGGUUGACGAGGCUGCCGCAAUUCCGCCACGUUUGAGCACGGGUGAUGCGGCUCGCACUGGCUCGCGUCCGUCGUCGUUCAUCUCGGGCAUUGGGCAUCGUUCUCCGCGGCAGUCCGUCGAUACUUCUGCUGCAGGUUCAUCAGCUCCGCACGGCGACGACGAUUCGGGCGACGAUUCGGACCCAGAGGACAGCGAGACGCCCUGGAACUGUCAUCUCGUGCUGGGUGCGACGACGCGCAUCCCGCUGGGCACGCUGUCGCCCGCACCGCACCACCCGAAGCUGGUAGGUCAGCUGGCGGUGCCUUUCCCUCUACCGGACCUGAGCAGCACCAGGCUGGGCCCAGAUGGGGCGGGGUUGACGAGGGAGGAGUUGAAGGACGUGAUCAUCGUCACGUGUUUGCAUCUGGUGGUGCGCGAGAGUUUCGGUGGACUGGCGACGAGGAGAAGGAGUGCUGCCAGUGCGGAUGUAGGCCCUGGGGCUGCAGCGGCGGCGGCCAUGUUGAACGUGAAUGGCUGGAGAUUGGCGGGUGUUCCUAAGAAGCCGUAG